UACUACCCCACUCCACCCAAAAACCAGUCAUGAACCAUCUCAACCAUCAGAGGAACUCACUCAGGGACCACCAGCUACAGUCACUCAACUCACUACUCAGCUUCAACAACCCACAGCAACAACAGCAACAACAGCAGCAGCAGCAGCAACAACACCAACUGAAAACAGCAGCAACAACCACCAACCUACCAACCUGGAAGGUACUCGUACUCGAUAAACAAUCUCAGGAUGUCCUAGCAACCACACUCAGAGUACAAGACCUCAGGGAACUAGGAGUCACCCUUCACAUGCAACUCAAUGCCGAUCGACCACCCUUGCCUGAUGUGCCGGCUGUCUACCUGGUCAGCCCAUCACGUGAAUCGAUCAAACGGAUAGCAAUCGACCUCGAUAAGGGCCUCUAUGAAUCCUUCUAUCUCAACUUCACUAGUACCCUAUCCAGACCACUGCUCGAAGAACUAGCCAGUCUGGUAGUCGAAAGUGGCUCGGACUCACUGAUCGAACAAGUUUAUGACCAGUUUCUGGAUUUUAUCGUACUCGACCCCAAUCUAUUCUGUCUCUCCUCUCCAACUGGAACCACAAAUCUCAAUCCAAGCAACUCGCUCAAAAGAACUACCUAUGAAGCCCUGAAUGACCCAAAAGCAUCUGAACAAGAGAUCGAAGGAAUCGCCGAUCAGAUCGCCAAAUCUCUCUUCAGUGUAGUCGCAACAAUGGGUCAAUUGCCGAUCAUUCGAUGUCCUCGUGGAAAUGCAGCCGAAAUGGUGGCCAGAAAACUUGAUAGCAAACUAAGGGAUUAUGUACUUUCUACUCGUUCCAACAGUGUCUUCACCUCUGAAGGCAGUCGGCCAGUCCUUGUCAUUCUCGAUCGGAAUCUCGACCUCGUCCCCAUGAUCAGUCAUAGUUGGACUUACCAAGCCUUGGUUACUGAUGUACUCGAGAUGAAGUUAAACAGGGUCACCGUUGAGGCUCCUGAAAGUGGUAAACUACAGAAAAAAACCUACGAUCUGGAUUCGAAAGACUUCUUUUGGGCCAAAAACUCUUGCAAACCGUUUCCAGAAGUAGCAGAAGAGAUCGAUACCGAAUUGACAAAGUACAAAUCUGAUGCAGCAGAGAUCACUAGAUCGACAGGAAUCGGCGAUAUCAAUGAUGUAUCUCAAAUCGAUCUCACAUCCAAUGCAGCCCAUCUCAAGGCUGCCAUCACCGCACUACCCGAGCUCACCGCACGAAAGACCACACUAGAUACUCACAUGAACAUAGCUACCGCCUUACUCCAAGGGAUCAAGAACAGAGGACUGGAUACACUCUUCCAGAUGGAAGAAUCGAUCACCAAGCAAACCCGACAAGCUUUACUCGAACUCUUGAAAGAUUCAUCCAAAGAUCCCACAGACAAACUCCGGUUGAUGUUGGUCUAUUAUCUGAGUAACCAGGAUGUUUCCAAAGAUGAGCUACUAGAGUAUGAGAGACUGCUCAAAGAAUCCGGGCUCGAGAAAUUCGGCACCUGGGAGUACGUUAAAAAGAUUAGGGAGAUCUCUCGGAUGACGAAUUCGAUGGCUCUAGCCUCGGCUAGUGUUGCUGCCCCACCUGCAUCGACUGGUACAGGAGGGGAGCUCUUCCGAGGAUUCAGUUCGAUCAGUAAUCGCCUAACAGAUCGCUUGAAAGAAGGCGGAUUAGGAGGAGGGAUCGACAACAUCUUAUCGGGCGUCAAGAACUUCCUGCCCGGUCGAAAGGAUUUCAUUAUCACCCGACUCAUCGAGGCCUUGAUGGAUCCGGCCGCCGCCUCAAACCAAGCCCUGGCGGACAUCGACGACUAUCUGACCCUCGAUCCCCGCUCCUCUCGCAACUUUUCGGCCCCUUCGCAUCAGAAUAAGAAGGCUAAUCGGAUCACCUUUGCCGAGGCUAUCGUGUUCGUCGUUGGUGGAGGCGGCUACGUCGAAGCUUCUAACUUACAGGAAUUUGCUGCUCGAUCGUCUAAUUACGGAGGUGGUGGUGGUGGCGCUGGGUCUACUGGGCCCGGUGGAAUUGGUAGUGGAAGUAAGAAAAUCACGUAUGGGGCUACUGAGAUCUUGUCUCCUCUCGAAUUCAUAUCAUGUUUACACAACUUAUCUCAGCUAUAAAUUUCCUCCCUUUCUCCAUAUAUAUUAUCCAAUCAAAAAAUCAUUUUGUUUUCUUACAUUUGUUCUUGUGGUUUUAAUUAUUAUUGAAGAAACCCCUUUGAUGUCAACUUUGUCCGGCUUUUUUCACCAUUUGCUUAGCCUGUUUGUGAUAUAUACAUUAAAUUUACAUGUAUUUUUGUCAUCGAGUUCUUUCUCUUUCUCUUCUUAUGCCACUAACCAUAACCCACUUACAACUUAACAAGACCGUAAAGGAACAGGGCAGAUCCUUGAUCUCAUUGUGUCCAAUAUUUUGCUAUCACUUUCUCUUGUUUUUUUUUUUUUUUCAAUUACUUAGUGAAAGAUACUAAGAGAGUUUUGACUGAUUGUCUAAUAGUUUUGUUUUUUGUUAUGAGAAUUGAAUAUUUCUUUUUUAGGAGAAACAAA
Molecule: messenger RNA, 2534 nt
Organism: Puccinia graminis f. sp. tritici CRL 75-36-700-3
Lineage: Eukaryota; Fungi; Basidiomycota; Pucciniomycetes; Pucciniales; Pucciniaceae
Exons: 6
Coding region: 30-2111 (693 amino acids)
Biological process (GO): intracellular protein transport; endoplasmic reticulum to Golgi vesicle-mediated transport
Cellular component (GO): Golgi membrane; cytosol
Molecular function (GO): syntaxin binding
Source: RefSeq, a predicted model, not a curated record